AUUGUUGAUCAGCCAGCUCUCCUUAAGAGAUUGAUAAUCUUUUAACAGUAUUUAAUAAUUCAGAGAGCAGAGAAUGAGAAUUGAGUUUUGUUAAAGAUUAAAAUCCAUGGCAAGCCAGGUGCUGGUGGCUCACUCCUGUAAUCCUAGGUACUUGGGAGGCUGAGAUCGGGAGGAUUGCAGUAAAGGCCAGCCUGGACAAAUAGUUUUGAGAGACCCUCAUCUCCAAAAUGACCAGAGCAGAAUGGACCGAAGACAUGGCUUCCUAAAGUGUCUCCUUCACAAGUGUAAACCCCAUCUCUUUACCCCCUCAAAACAAUUUAUUCAUGGCAAAGAAUAUCCUCUAUCUGCUUUCCCCACACUAAGGAGCAGAGAUUUAGGUUUUAUUUUCAGUUGCUUUUUAAAGAAGGAAAGCUCAUGGUGCAAAUUGUAAUUUCAAGUGCGGGGGCUGGAGGCCUGGCAGAAUGGGUGCUGAUGGAGCUACAGGGGGAGAUCGAGGCUCGCUACAGCACCGGAUUAGCUGGAAACCUCCUGGGAGACCUACAUUACACCACUGAGGGAAUCCCCGUGCUGAUCGUGGGGCAUCAUAUCCUGUAUGGGAAAAUCAUCCACCUGGAGAAACCUUUUGCUGUCCUUGUCAGACACGCUCCUGGGGAGCAGGACUGUGAUGAGCUUGGCCGAGAGACUGGCACCCAGUACCUGGUGACAGCACUCAUCAAAAGCAAGAUUCUUUUCAAAACCCGCCCCAAGCCUAUUAUCACCAACGUCCCCAAGAAAGUAUGAAAGAACCUCGGAUUUUCCCUAGAGAGCGGCCAACUCCUUGGACUCGUGCUCCACUGCCACCCCGAGGACGGCUCGACGGUUCCCUGGGACCACAGGGGGGUCCUGUUCUGAAUACAAGCCACCCACUGGGUGUGAACUCGGAUCCCUUCCUUAUGGCAGCUGGUUCUCUUGGUGGAAAUAUGGCCCCGUUUCCAAGGAACCCAUCUCCAUUUCCAACUUCAUCCGGCUCAUUGGCUUCAAAUCCAGCACCUUUUCCUGCUGGUGCUCGUGACCCAAGCAUGGCUUCAUUUCCAAGAGGGAUGACUCCCACUGGCACAGGCACAGUUUCUUUCCCAAGGCCAGGUGCCCUCUUGGGCCCAGGACCAGGACCAUCUUUAAAUCCUAGAACAGGGGUUCUUCCAGGGCCAGGGCCUAUGUCUAACCCCAGGUUAGGAGGUCUCCAAGGCCCGGGUCCUAUGUCAAAUCCAAGGGCAGGUGGUCUUCUGGGAGCUAGUCCUGACCUUAGAAGUGGUGGCCCCAUGGUCCCUGGAUCUGGACCCAACCUGAGAGCAGGUGUCUUAUCCUCUGGGAAUGGUCCUCCUAAUCCUAGGCCAGUUGGUCUGGGCCCUGGACCAAAUCCUAAUCUGAGAUCAGGCUUUUUAGGUUCAAACCCUGCCCCUAGGUCAGGUAUGUUUCCAGGCCCAGGUCUGGGGCCAAACCCACGAGCAAGUGGCUUGGGUCCAGGUCUUGCGCCUAAUCCCAGGGCUGGUGGCCCAGGUCCAAAUCUGGAUACCAGAGCAGGUGGCCUCUUGGGCACAGGAUCUGGUCUUAACUUAAGAAUGGCUGGACCUCAAGGACUAGAUCUUGCCCCCAUUUUAAGAGCAGCAGGUCUUUUAGGAACAAAUUCAGCUUCUUUCUCGCAGGCUUCUGGAAAUAUGGGCACAAGUCCAUCCUCCAUGGCAAGAGUUCCUGGUCCCAUAGGCCCAAAUAUGGGUCCUAGCUCUCGGGCAAUUGGCCUUCCAGGGCCAAAUCCAUCUCCCAUGUCAAGGGCUCCUGGCCCUAUAGGUCCUAAUUCAGCUCAUUUCUCUAGGCCAGGUGGCCCCAUGGGGGUAAAUGCUAAUCCCUUUCCAAGGGGGACAGUUUCAGGAGGACUGAACCCAUCUGCCUUCUCUCAGUCUUCUGGCACAUUGGCUUCAAAUCCAGGUACCUUUCAGAGGUCUGCUGGCCCCCAGGGCGCAGGUCCAGCUAUUUUUCCAAGAGCCUCUGGGCCACUAGGUCCCAACCCAGCUAACUUUCCAAGGGCCACUGGCCUUCAGGGUCCAAGUCCAGCUGCCUUCCCAAGGUCUACUGGUCCAUUAGGCCCUGGUCAAGUUGCUUUUCCCAGGUCAGCUCCUGGGCACCUGGGCUCUUCUCCAGCAGGCCCUGUGAGUAUCAGUGCAGCUCCUUUUGCAAGGCCAACUGGGACCUUGGGUCUUAACCCAGCUUCCUUCCCAAGGAUGAAUGGCCCUGCAGGGAAGAGUUUGGUCCCAUUUCCUAGGGUGGGGAGCCUCCCUGGCACAAACCCAGCUGCUUUCUCCAGACCAGGAGGUCCAAUGGCUGCAAUGUACCCAAAUGGAAUGUUGCCCCCUUAAACGUCACUUUCCCAUCAGGACCACCUUGUAUUGCAAGCACUGUGGUUCUGGGCAGGGACUGUCUCUUAAGUGAAAGAGUAGAUACAGAGCUACUGUCUGAAGAACAUAGCGGGGCUCAAGUUCAAAUGAGCCAUCUUUUUCUCUGCUUUUUUCCUGACUGAAGGUGAAAUGUUAGUUGUGGGACAUGGACUGUGGCAGGUGGGAAUGAUCAUGACCUCAAGAGAAAGGAUCUUCGGCCUCCCAGAAGCCUGCUGUGCUUUUGUCCCACAGCUUUCUGCCCCUUGUUUCUUAUUAGUUUUCUUGAAUUGUUCUUGUGGACUUUUCCUCAGGGAUUCAUUGGCCUGCAGGUCCCAAUUCAUGUGUAAUCCCGUUUCCCACCGGAGAAUCAGCUCACUGCUCUGUACAGAUGUUGCAUUGGUGAAUGGACCAUGCUUCAGUAGCUCUGACCAGGGCAGCUUGGACCUAGUCAUCUUCUACUGCCAGACCUUUCCCUGGGGGCUUGAACACAGAACAGGGAGGUGGACAACUACUUCACAAACCUAUCAAACUUCCACUUAACUGGGCCUGCAGCUCCUUUCUCCUGGGACUUAGAGGGGUCAGAUUUAAGGCUCCUCUGUUAAUUCAGCUCCCUUGCCACUGGUACUCCAAUCAAAGAACCUCAAAACUUAAAACUGAUGUGGAUGGGAAUGGGGGGGGUGGGGGAAUGAAGGGAAGAAAUCACUGUGCUUUGUUCAGCCUGAUGUGAAGGAUGGUUGGUGUUUUUCCUGCAUUGUAUCUUUUCUUACUGUUUAAUAAAUGGGAUGUGAGGGCUGCUGUUGUCCCUCCGUUUUAUCUGUUCUCAUAGGGAAGUUUACACUCCGCUUUUCAUUGUUUGGUCACAGUCCCGCGUUAUCUACUAUGUGCAGAAUGCAUUUGCACUUGAAGCAAGCUUUGGUUUUUUAGUCUUAGGUCACUCAUCUGACAGCUGUUACACCACCAACUCUUGUCUCGCCUCUACAAUAAAAGUUAAGUCAUCACAGAUGUAAGGCUAUCAGAGUGGUCCUACUGUAUUCCCUAGAUCAAGACAGCCGUGACAACAUCCCACUUUUGAGUUCCACUGGUUAAACUUUGCACCUUCACUCCUUUUAAAACUGGAACAAAGCCAGCUAUUGUGUUGAAGCCUUGGUCUCCAGUGAAGCUGACAGGUGGGAGGUGGGUGCUCUGUAAUCAAUGAAGAGUACCACUAGUAGUUUACUAAGCUUAGUGAGAGGUAGUGGAGUCUUAAGCAGGCGGGGCCUAGUUGGAGGAUGUAAGUUACUGAGGGCUUGGCUUUGCAGGAUGUACUUUUGGCCUCUGACUUCCUCUUUCUCUUCUAUUUCCUGUGGCUUACAAGGUGAGCCGUUUUUCUCCACUGCAUGCUCCCUUCCAUAAUAUUCU
Castor canadensis (American beaver) is the source of this 3806-nucleotide messenger RNA. NCBI's taxonomy places the organism in Eukaryota, Metazoa, Chordata, Mammalia, Rodentia, Castoridae. The record is from RefSeq and is a predicted model, not a curated record.